Messenger RNA from Galeopterus variegatus (Sunda flying lemur), 2180 nucleotides. RefSeq names its product taperin (gene TPRN). The record is from RefSeq and is a predicted model, not a curated record. Gene Ontology annotation, molecular function: phosphatase binding. The coding region runs from base 1 to 1614 and encodes 537 amino acids. Gene Ontology annotation, cellular component: stereocilium base. Gene Ontology annotation, biological process: stereocilium maintenance; sensory perception of sound; auditory receptor cell stereocilium organization. Lineage: Eukaryota; Metazoa; Chordata; Mammalia; Dermoptera; Cynocephalidae. The transcript has 5 exons.
AUGAGCGGCGGCCGGGCCGGCCCCGGGGCCCGGCGCAGCGACUUCCUGCAGAAGACCGGCAGCAACUCCUUCACCGUCCACCCCCGGGGCCUGCACCGCGUCGUCGGCGCCCGCCCGCUCUCCAACGGGCUCGCGGGCUCCCCGCCGGGGCUGAGCGAGUGGAAGCCAAAGGUGGAGGCGGGGGAGCCCUCCCUCCACCCGCCCCCCAGUCCCGGGACCCCGAGUGCCACUCCAGCCGCGCCCCCUGCCUUCCCUGCGCCCAGCCCUGCCAGUGCCACUCCCAGCCAGCUCCAGAGGGUCUCCGCAGCCACCAGCGCCAACAACUCCUUCGAGAUAAGGCCGGCCCCCAAGCCAGACAUGGAGACCGUCCCCUCGGGGGAUCUCCAGGCUCAGACUCUGGCCAGCCUCCGGGUGAACUCCCGCAACUCCUUCGUGUUCAUCCCCAAGCGCAAGGCCUCCGGGGUCCCUCCUCUCGAGGGGAGGCAGUCUGCGGAGCUGCCAAAGGGAGAGGUGGGCUGGGCCUCCCAGAGCCAGGAGCUCAGAGCCCAGCUGGUGCCUGGAGCAGAUGGUGCGCCUGCCCUCGGGAGGAGCCCCUCCCGGGUCGAGGGGAAGUGGGCAGUUGAGGAGGGCAGCUGCCCCAGGCCAGCCACUGCUCUCAUCGACCGGGCCGUCAGGUGGCAGAGGCCGUCCUCGCCACCCCCAUGGCUGUCGGCCCCUGCCGAAGCUGAGCCUGCCGAGGGCUACGGGGUUCCUGGCUUGGCCAAGAAUGGCCAGGAGCAUGGAAGGCCAGAGCUGCCCGUGACCUUCAUUGAUGAGGUGGAUUCAGAGGAGGAGACCCCACAAGAAGCCAAACUGCCCUGCUCAGAGAUUGGUGCACCUCCCCGGUACCGCCUGCACCCUGCCAGGCCUGGACACACAUUAGAGCCCCAGCACCGCGGCAGCAACACCUUCACAGUGGUGCCCAAGAGGAAGCCAGGGACCCUGCAGGAGCAGCACCUAGGUCAGGCCGCCAACGGGGAACCUCAGCCACAGGAAGCCAAGGAAGAGGAGGACGGUAGCCUCUUGGGGCCACGCGCUGCCCCGGGGACCACCCCGAAAAAGCGCUACCCCACUGUGCAUGAGAUAGAGGUGAUCGGCGGCUACCUGGCCCUGCAGAAGUCCUGCCUCACCAAGGCUGGCUCCUCAAGAAAGAAGAUGAAGAUCUCCUUCAACGACAAGAGCCUGCAGACAACAUUUGAGUAUCCGUCCGAGAGCUCUCUGGUACAGCAGGAGCAGGAGGAAGAAGAGGAGGAGGAAGGAGAAGAGGAAGAGGCGGAGGAGGAGGAGCAGGAGGAGGAGGGGGAGGGGUCCAACUCAGAGAAGCCCUUUGCAGUCUUCCUGCCCCGGGCCACAUUCGUGAGCAGCGUGGGGCCUGAGAGCCCUCGGCUGCCAGACGGAAGUUCAGGCCUGUCCAGCUACACUCCAAAGCAUUCCAUGGCCUUCAGCAAGUGGCAGGAGCAGACACUGGAGCAGGCUCCCAGCAAAGCAGAGCCCCUGCCGAAGGAGGUCGUGCUCACACCCGCCAGUCAGAAUGACCUCUCAGACUUCCGGAGUGAGCCAGCCCUGUAUUUCUGACCCGCAGCACUGCCAGGACAGCCAAGACCUGAGCCUCAGGUGUGGGGGCCCUGGGAGCUCCCACCUUCAUCUGCAGCCCCUUCUGCCCUGCCUGGCUCUGCUCCACUAUACCCCACCCUCCCUUCUUUCCCGUGGCCUCAGCCAUGCUGGCCCUGGAAGCAUCCUAGGCUCCUCCUGCCAUUGGGGGCAGGUCUGUCUGAGUCACUCCCAGGCCUGGUUUGGGGACUCCGAGGAAGAGCAGAGGUGGGGAGCUGCCUGUGGAAAAGGGCCAAAGUCCUGUUGGAUGGUGGCCCAUUUGUGAACAGGUGGGGGCCUGAGCACAUUCUGCCCCUGGCUGUUGUCUGUCCUGCCCGCCAAUCCUGCUUCCCAGCCCCUGCUUGCUGUGCCUAGCGGCUGUUGGGCAUGUCUGGGGUGAAGGGCUGUCCGGGCUACCUGUUUUCUGCAGGACUCCAAACCCCCGCCCUCAGCCCGCAUUCCAAGGUAGAGCUCAGCCACCCCUUUGUGAUGAAUGGCCAGUCUUCUCUUGCCUCUGAUGAUGAACUCAAUAAACAGCACUGGACAAGGCC